Zootoca vivipara (common lizard) is the source of this 3978-nucleotide messenger RNA. RefSeq names its product dynein axonemal intermediate chain 4 (gene DNAI4). Gene Ontology annotation, biological process: cilium movement. Lineage: Eukaryota; Metazoa; Chordata; Lepidosauria; Squamata; Lacertidae. The record is from RefSeq and is a predicted model, not a curated record. Gene Ontology annotation, molecular function: dynein heavy chain binding; dynein light chain binding. Gene Ontology annotation, cellular component: axonemal dynein complex.
GCAGGCAAAUGUAAGAGAUCCAAUCCUUCUUUUGAUCUAGCUUCUCUGUCUCACAAGCAGCCAAUCAUACGGCUGCAUGCUCCAAAGGUAGCUGCCAUGGUAACCAUGUAAACAGUUUCUUGUUGAAGCAGCAGCUGUUGAGAGAAACAGGCGCUGCAGUGAAUGUUUCUUUUGGGGACUCGGGUUUUAAACUGAUAUCCCAGUGGCCCAGACACUGAGCUGGUCCAAGCCCUUCCCCACAUUAUCCUCUUCCAUAGCGGUAACUCUGGUUGCUGCUUAUUCAAGUGCUUCGUCCCACAGAAGGCAGAUACAACGCUCAACCAUGUCCACCACAACCGCAGGCAACCUGAUCAACAGGGGCAGGAAACAGAGCUGCAGCAUGAAUAAGAUCUCAAAAGAGCAGAGCACAGUGAAGAAGUUAGCAUCGUCCUCAGCUUCUAAUAGGCGACUGAGCUUCACUAGCACGAUGCUUACUGGCAGAGUUGGAUCACUGGCUCGCAGGAGCAUACUGAUUUCUUCAGAGGGAAAGUCUUUUGACAGGUACUCCAUAGCAAGUGGCAGACCUCCUGUCCAGGUUUAUGAUGACCUAGGAAAAGAUGUGACUCCCCGUCCACUCUACCAACCUGAGCCAAGUGCUGCCGGACCCACCUCCGGGCCCAUGCACAGACAAAGCAAAAUCUUAUCAACCCAAGAUUUUGCUGGGGCAGUGCCAACAGAAUUCUUGUCAUCCCUCUCUCUGCAACAAGCAUCUGGGACAAGUAUUAGUUUAGCAGGCCCAUUCUCCAGAACUUAUGGUAGUAGCAGUAUUACAAAGUCUACUACUUCUACUGAAUCAAUGGCAGAAGAAAUUAUAGAACCUGGAUCCAGACUUGACGUGCUUGCUGGUUUUAUAGAUGUUCAGGUCAGGCGAGAGGAAGUGCCAGAGCCACUGACAAAGGGAGACCUGGAAAAGCGUGUGGAUAUUUUCCUUACGGAGACAGAAACAAUUUGGUUAUUUGACAUGCCAACUGUUAUGCUGUCUACAGAGGCUGAGGAAGCUGACUCUGUGAGAAAAAAGAACGUAGCUUAUAUGGAACUCUGUAAAAAUAGAGCUGGCAAUGACCGAUAUGUCAACAGAAUGAUGCAAACAAUAGGUGGCGAACCAAAGACUAAGGAAAUGCAAUGUGACAAAAUUAUCAUGGAAGACAAAGAGAUAAUGGCCACCACCUGGGAUUUGUAUGAUUCCUUUAAUGCAUUGGAAACAGCUAUCGCGGAAAAAAGUACCAGACCAAUAAGUGUGACCAGCAGUAAGUCAACUCUAUACAGGGGACGCGACAGAGCCAUGUCUGUAGCUUCUGUAGGGAGAGAAAGCACUACAAGUUCUAUCAUUGAUUUGGAAAGUAUAAUUCUCUCCCGGAUUCAUGAAGAGAUAGAAGACCGCUCAGAAGCUAUACUGAAAUCUGAAAAAUUUAAUCAAGAUUUGUUUUAUAUGGAGAGGGUCCUAAUGGAGAAUAUUUUCCAGCCCAAACUUGCAGCUUAUCGGCAGCUUCCUGUCCUCAUAGAGCCGACUGUCAAAUCUGAACAUAGCCUUUCUGAAUUUGAAGAGGAAUCCAUAGAUGAGGAAGAGGAGGAAGAGGAGGAAGCGCUCUCUGUUAGGUCAUCACUUCUGUUAGAAUUUAGUUCAGGACGAGAGGAAAUCCUACCACCUUAUAUAGAAGGCUUGUGGACCUAUGCAUGUGAUUUGAUGAGAGGAAACAAUGUGAGCUGCCUAGCUUGGAACAAAUUGAAUCCUGAUCUACUGGCUGUUGGUUAUGGACAGUUUCGUUUUAAAGAGCAGAAAAAAGGCUUGACUUGCUGCUGGUCACUGAAGAACCCAACGUGGCCAGAGCGUGUCUAUCAAUCUCCUCAUGGGGUAACUGCAUUGGAUUUCUCUCUAGCCAAUCCAAACCUCUUAGCAGUUGGAUUGUACAAUGGGACAAUAGCAGUCUACAAUGUCCAGACCCAUUAUCCAACUUCAGUUUUAGAUACCAGCGAAUCUUACGAUAAACACUUGGGCCCUGUGUGGCAGCUGAGGUGGGUUGAGCAGGACAGGGGAAUAACAGGAGAAGACAAAGGGGAGAUACUAGUCUCCAUAUCAGCAGACGGCAGAGUGACUAAGUGGUUUGUUCGGAAAGGAUUAAGCUGCAAUGAUCUGAUGAAACUCAAGCGAACAGCAAGUGACAAGAAAAAGGGAGGGGCAGAAAAGAAAAGCGAAGCACUGAUAUCUCGACAAGCUCCAGGAUUAUCCUUUGAUUUCCAUCCAAAGGACACUAAUAUAUACUUGGCUGGAACUGAGGAAGGUUUUAUUCACAAAUGCUCUUGUUCUUACAAUGAGCAGUACUUGGAGACCUACAGGGGACACAAAGGCCCGGUGUACAAGAUAGCAUGGAAUCCAUUCAGUACAGAAGUGUUUCUAAGCUGUUCUGCAGACUGGAGUAUUAUAUUGUGGCGCGAGGAUUCAGUCCGCCCUGUUUUGACUUUCAGUUCCACUGCCAAUGUUAUUUAUGAUAUAGCGUGGUCUCCCACUUCAGCAUAUGUGUUUGCAGCAGCGAACGAAACCAGGGUGGAAAUCUGGGAUCUUAGUGUCAGCACCCUGGAUCCCCUGAUUGUGCAUCCUGCCACUGGAACUGUGAAAUUCACGGCUGUGCUUUUUGCUAAAAACGCAGAUUGCCUUCUAAUUGGCGACAGUGAAGGAUCAGUCACCGUGUACGCACUAAGAAAUAUGAUCCCUCCAGACAGUAAGAAGGUGGAUGCUUUGCAUGAUAUGAUUGGCUCGGUUCUGACCAGUCCAGUGUAGAUUUUUUACAGCAAUAUUCCAUGAAAAAAGGAUGUGAUAUUUAAUGCCUAGCAGUUAAUUAUGCAACAACCAACCAACCAACCAUUAAGUGUGUGUGAGUUUAUAUAUGGGAAUAAAUUUGUUGGGAAUUAUUUUGAAAAGCCACAGAUGUUUGCUUGGGAAGUCCCAGUCUUUACACACACUGCUAAAGUGAGAUACUGUAAUCAAUUCUUGCUACCAAUGUAGUAUAGUAAAACAAUGUGCUGAAGACUCUCCAGGAGGCAGAAGCUAAACCUGCGUUAUAUGCUCUGGCAAGAAAAUGCUUUUGUAAAUACUAUAGACACCUACAUAGCAUUUCAUAGGUUAUUGGAAAACAUGGAUUAUUUGGGCAGGAGAAAAGGCCUCCAGAUUAUGUCCCAGCAUUUAAACUUUGCAAAUCCUGUCUCCUGACUCAAAAGUCUUGCAUUUAAAUACUCUUGCUUCCUUUGCAGGUACAGUAGAACCUUGGUUUUGAAGCAUCUUGGAAGCUGAAUGUUUCAUUCACCAAAAACCUGGAAGUUAUUGCUUCCAUUUUUGAACGCGCUUCAGAAGUUGAACAGGUUCUGAGGCACGUUUCUCAAUUUUCUGCAUUGAAAUUGCCGACCGCCCAUUGUGCCUCAGUUGUUGAACGUUUCAGAAGUUGAACGGUCUUCCAGAACAGAUUAUGUUCAACAACCGAGGUUCCACUGUACAGUCCAGGAGAGCUGCCACACAUGGGCAUUAUAUUUAACUACAGUAACAUUAAACUGGAUUCAACAGUUUAGAAAAAGCACUGGAUGUUUAAACAGAUAAAAAAUAUAGACACAUUAAGAAGCACAUUAUAACCCAUUUCCAUGUGCAUUUUGCACAUUUUUAUGAAGAGACUGUGACAACUCUAUUUCCUCUAUGUUUCUAAAUAUACUAUUAGUGUUAACAGUGUGUUAAUCAUUAUCCCAAAAUGUGAUAAGAUGUUAGUUCCUUUCUUUUAUUGAGUGGAAACAUUGGUUUACUUACUGGUUCUACUAAGGUACAGAAUGAUAUUUUCAAUGCAUUUGUAAGCAUCAAGGUAAAUAUUAGUGAACAAACAUUUAGUUUUUUAAUGCUGGAGAACAUGGGUGAUAACAGGAGUCAAUAGGGGUCUUCGUGGUAUAUCUGCUAUAUGCAAG